Messenger RNA from Ictalurus punctatus (channel catfish), 1215 nucleotides. It is a transcript of the gene ap5s1, whose product is annotated as adaptor related protein complex 5 subunit sigma 1. The record is from RefSeq and is a predicted model, not a curated record. Bases 232 to 822 code for a protein of 196 amino acids. Lineage: Eukaryota; Metazoa; Chordata; Actinopteri; Siluriformes; Ictaluridae. Gene Ontology annotation, biological process: double-strand break repair via homologous recombination; endosomal transport. The transcript has 4 exons. Gene Ontology annotation, cellular component: lysosome; late endosome; cytosol.
AUUUUGAAUAAUAAUUUAGCGCUGAACUCGUGCUGCCACCUAGUGUUAACAUUUGCGUAGUUCGACGCUUGUCCUCGGUCACAUGACUAAACCCGGAAAUGUUUUUGUUGUUUAACGGUGUUGUGAUCGGGCAGCCUUCAUGUAAUACAUUUUUCCACAAUAAGACGUGAUUUUCUGACACUUGCAAAAGUGUACUGUAAUAGAAUUUAGGAAAAGUUUUUUAAAGAAGUCAUGGUGGUCUGCUUUCUUAUUCACACCGUGUGCCCGGUGAGCGCGCUCUCUGCCGGUGAGAGCCGGAUCCUGUACUCUCGCUUGUUCGGACCGGAGGAACCGACACUGCUCCACCGAAACGCCGAGCAGCAGCGACUGGCCCAAAAGGAGACUCUCGGUCUCGUAGCCAGGCAGGUGCGCAGUGCUGUGUCUGCAAGCAGGGAGGCGUCAGGCAGAGUGUUUGUAGAGGCCGGGCUCGGUGAAGAAGCCAUGGCUUUGAGUGAGGCUGAAUAUGGCGUGUUGUCUUUGGCUCACAGGGAGCCAUUUGCAGGGCGCUGUGCUGCUCUGUGGCUUGGGGUUCAGGCUCUAGCCUUCACUCUGGUGUGUCAGCCACAUGAGAACCUGCUGCUUGCUGAGGCAACUCUGCGGAACCUGACACGCCACUGCCUGGAGGAACUGCGUCUGCUUGGACCUGGAAGUGAGGUGCUGUUAAAAAGUGAUCGGGUGGAUGUAAUGCUUCAGCGGCUUCUUCCCCAUGGACAGCUCCUCUUCCUUAACCAUCGCUUUGCACUUACCAUGGACAAAGAGAUAUCCAGCUACAUGGGCAAAUAAAACAUCUGGAUAUGUGCUGCAAGUAUUAAGGGAAGAUCUUUAGCUCAGUUUAAAGACCGAAAGAACCUGAAAAGAAACCACACAUGCCUAACUGGUUGCAUCCAUGAAUGAUUACUGUCCGUACUGUUAUUUAUGUGUAAGGUUGUAUACGUUUAAGACAAAAAUAACAGCGAUAUCAUGGAGAGAGUGAUAAUGAGUGUGGCAAAUUCAUAUCUGAGCCACCUGGAAAGAAUGCAGUGGGAAGUGGGAAAUUAUUUCUACUAUUUUCACAGUUACAUGCUGGUACUGUUAUGAUUUUUGAUAUUCCCUUAAAGUACACCUGCGAGGUAACACUUCUAUCAAAUAAUGAGGACAUGUUUGUUCAAAAUAUAAUAAAUGUGAUAAUGAACAAUG